This is a messenger RNA of Geosmithia morbida, 1533 nucleotides long. RefSeq names its product aromatic amino acid aminotransferase I / 2-aminoadipate transaminase. The coding region runs from base 1 to 1533 and encodes 510 amino acids. The transcript is spliced from 5 exons. Gene Ontology annotation, molecular function: aromatic-amino-acid:2-oxoglutarate transaminase activity; pyridoxal phosphate binding; L-2-aminoadipate:2-oxoglutarate transaminase activity. The record is from RefSeq and is a predicted model, not a curated record. Gene Ontology annotation, biological process: L-tyrosine biosynthetic process; aromatic amino acid catabolic process. Lineage: Eukaryota; Fungi; Ascomycota; Sordariomycetes; Hypocreales; Bionectriaceae.
AUGGACACUGGUACAAGCACGCUUUCUGACGCAGUUGACCUUGCCCAUCAUGUCAACACCAAGAGCAGAUCGCGACACCCUUCACCGCUGAAGGACAUUGUCAGUUACAUGGGGUACGAAGGAAUGAUAAGUCUCGCUGGAGGGCUUCCACAUCCUUCUUUGUUCCCGCUCAAUAAGACAACCUUUGAGUGCCUCGACCCCUCAGCGGAUAAGGCCGAUGGCGUGAUCCUGCGACUUGGACGGGGUUCUGAUCCUGCUGAUUUGGAUUUGACACAAUUCCUCCAAUACGGUUCUGGCGCUGGCAACAAGGGCCUCAUAGCCUUGUGCAGAGAACUAACAACGGUGGUGCACACGCCGCCCUACAACUUCGAAUGCCUUUUACACCCAGGUAACACUAAUGCAUGGGAUAAGGUGGUCGGAUUGCUAUGCGAAGAUGAUGACUAUGUCCUCGUGGAAGAGUACACAUACCCAUCGGCACAGGCACUAUGGAUUCCGCUGGGAAUUAAGGCAGCGCCGAUUGCUGCAGAUGGGGAGGGAAUCCAACCAUCUAGUCUCCGCGAGAUCUUACAGAAUUGGGAUGAAAAGAUUCGUGGGGCUAGGCGGCCGAGGACUCUCUAUAUUGUACCUGUAGGAUCAAACCCCACCGGUACAUCGAUUUCUUUCGAUCGUCGCAAAGAGAUUUACAGUAUCUGCGUUGAAUACGGUAAGACAAUUCUGUCUGAUCACUGGUCCCACACUCACAAUGAAGCGGUAGAUAUUAUCAUCGUUGAGGAUGACCCGUAUUACUUCCUCCAAUACCCCGGCUACAAGCAAACAGGGUCGAAAAGCAAGAUAUCAACAAAAGAUUUCCUCAGUGACCUCUCACCCUCGUUCUUAUCCAUGGAUACACAGGGUCGCGUUAUCCGUCUUGAGUCCUUCUCUAAGACGCUGUUCCCCGGGCUGCGUCUAGGGUAUUUCGUUGCCAACCCGAUAUUUACAGAGCGUCUCUUGCGCGCCACCGAGACGGAGACGCAAGAUCCCGCCGGCCUCAGCCAGGCGUUUGUGCUGAGUCUGCUUUCUAGUUGGGGAAUAGACGGAUACCUACUGUGGCUGCAGCAUCUUCAGGAGCAGUAUCGCCUGCGGAGGGACUGGUUGCUUGAUGCGUUUCACCAACAUUUCGUCGUCAAUCACACCGGACCGGAAGAGACUGCGUGUGUGAGCCACCCUGAGAUGAAUUCGCACAUCCCAGUUUUUAGCUACGUCGACCCAGGCGCGGGUAUGUUUGUCUGGGCAAAGUUUCAUUUUCGUGGCGUCAAGCGAUUUGCCGAGAUUGCCAGUGAUGGCAACGACCCCGACCCAGAACAGUCAUUCGCGGAUGAGAUGUGGAGGGCCAUGAUCGAUGAACUUGUCCUACUUACACCGGGAUCAUAUUAUCACCCAUGGCAGGGAGCAGAUAAUAAGACUACAAAGGCUCGCGGUGCUGAAGCGCAGACGGCGCAUUUCAGAUUCUCAUUUGCAACGCCCACAUCCACCAGUACUGAUCUCGGCUCCUAG